Loxodonta africana (African savanna elephant) is the source of this 2595-nucleotide messenger RNA. RefSeq names its product actin binding LIM protein family member 2 (gene ABLIM2). Gene Ontology annotation, biological process: lamellipodium assembly; cytoskeleton organization. The coding region runs from base 1 to 2349 and encodes 782 amino acids. Lineage: Eukaryota; Metazoa; Chordata; Mammalia; Proboscidea; Elephantidae. Gene Ontology annotation, molecular function: actin filament binding. The record is from RefSeq and is a predicted model, not a curated record. Gene Ontology annotation, cellular component: actin cytoskeleton. The transcript has 23 exons.
AUGGGGAGACACACCCAGCGGAAAAUUAGCCUCAAGAAGCCCGUGCGAGAGGCUGAACUGACUGCGGGAGCAGGGCCCAUGGUGUGGGAGUCAUGCAGUCUCCAGCAAGGAGACCAGGCUGAGACCACCCGGCCACCCACGGGAUCAAGGGAGCGGGCUCUGCCGCUGGAGCCUCUGUGCCACGCAGGCCUCGGGCUGUACCCACAGCCGGUGACACUUCUUCCUGUCCAGGUCAACCCGUGCAGCCAGCACAGACCCGCCCUGGCCAGAAACGAGGCUGUGCAGACCAGCUGCAGGGGAAAAACCCAGGCUGGGGUGGUGCAAUGUGCUGGUCCUGGCUCCCCGGCACAGCUUGUGGCGAAUCUAAUCGUGUCUCCCAAACGGGUGGGUCUCAGGGGGCUACCGUUAAGGUCCCUAACUUGCCUCCUUCUUUCCAUAGUGUCGCAGCCGCAGGCGGCCCCUGGCGCCCUGGAGAAGCCGCCCAGCACGUCCGUCCUGUGCACCACCUGCGGGAACGUGUGCAAGGGCGAGGUGCUGCGUGUGCAGAACAAAUACUUCCACAUCAAGUGCUUUGUCUGCAAGGAGUGCGGCUGUGACCUGGCUGAGGGCGGGUUCUUUGUGCGCCAAGGUGAGUACAUCUGCACGCAGGACUACCAGAGGCUCUAUGGCACCCGCUGCUUCCGCUGCGACCAGUUCAUCGAGGGCGAGGUGGUGUCAGCGCUGGGCAGGACCUACCACCCCGACUGCUUCGUGUGCGCCGUGUGCCGGCUGCCGUUUCCACCCGGGGACCGAGUGACCUUCAACGGGAAAGAAUGCCUGUGCCAGAAGUGCUCCCUGCCCACGUCGCUGGGCAGCAGCGCCCACCCGUCCCAGGGCCUCCGGAACUGUGGAGGCUGCGGCUCAGAGAUCAGGAACGGCCAGUCCCUGGUGGCUCUGGACAAACACUGGCAUUUGGGCUGUUUUACAUGCAAGGCCUGUGGGAAGCUCCUGAGCGCCGAGUACAUCAGCAAGGACGGGCUGCCCUACUGCGAGGCUGACUACCACUCCAAGUUCGGCAUUCGGUGCGACAGCUGUGGGAAGUUCAUCACUGGGCCGGUGCUGGAGGCGGGUGAGAAGCACUACCACCCUGCGUGCGCACUAUGUGUCAGGUGUGGCCGGAUGUUUGCAGAGGGCGAGGAGAUGUAUCUCCAAGGUUCUUCCAUCUGGCACCCUGCAUGCCGGCAAGUGGCGAGGACUGAGGACAAAACCAAGGAAACCAGAACCUCCUUGGAGAGCAUCAUCUCUAUGCCUGCGUCCAGCACCUCGGGGUCCCCCAGCCGCGUGAUUUACGCCAAGCUUGGCGAUGAGACCCUGGACUACAGGGACCUGGCUGCCCUGCCAAAGAACAAGGCUAUCUACGACAUUGACCGCCCGGACAUGAUCUCCUACACGCCCUACGUCAGCCACUCCACGGGUGACCGGCAGAGCUACGGCGAGGGGGACCAGGACGACCGGUCCUACAAGCAGUGCCGGACCUCCAGCCCGAGCUCUGCAGGGUCAGUCAGCCUCGGGCGCUACACCCCACCCUCGCGGUCCCCGCAGCACUACAGCCGUCCAGCUGGUACUGUGAGUGUUGGUACCAGUAGCUGCCUCUCCCUGUCCCAACACCCAAGCCCUACCUCCGUGUUCCGACAUCAUUACGUCCCCUACUUCAGAGGCAGUGAAAGUGGCCGCAGCACCCCCAGCCUCUCCGUGUACUCAGACAGCCGGCCUCCUCCCUCCACCUACCAGCAGGCGCCGCGCCACUUCCACGUCCCAGACACUGGCGUCAAAGAUAACAUCUAUAGGAAGCCCCCCAUCUACAAACAGCACGCAGCGAGGCGGUCAGACGGAGAGGAUGCGAGUUUCGACCAGGACAACAGGAAGAAGACCAGCUGGCUGAUUCUCAAGGGAGACGCAGACACGAGGACAAACUCCCCGGACCUGGACAGCCAGUCUCUGUCACAGAGUAGUGGGACAGACAGAGACCCUCUCCAGAGAAUGCCAGGCGACAGCUUUUACUCACGAUUCCCCUAUUCCAAAUCUGAAGGGAAGAAUGGCCUGGACCACCGGAAUGCCAAUCUGGUCCCUCUCGGAGCAGACCUGGAUGCCAGCUGGGGCACACGAGAAUACAAGAUCUACCCUUAUGACACCCUCAUCGUCACAAACCGGAUUCGCGUGAAACUACCCAAAGAUGUGGACAGGACGCGCCUGGAGAGACACUUGUCACCGGAGGAGUUUCAGGAAGUAUUUGGGAUGAGCAUGGAGGAGUUUGACCGCCUGGCCCUCUGGAAAAGGAAUGACCUCAAGAAGAAGGCCCUGCUGUUCUGACAGCCGCCAACACGCCUCUGCACACGUGUACUGGCGGCAGAGACACGGGACGCCUGUCCAGAGCCACGCUAAAGCCCUCCUAUUGCACUUUCCUGGCUUCUUUGUUGAUAAGGGCAGGUGGUGGGAGCCUGGAGGGCUGGGCUGGGGGCCACGGGGUAGCCCCGUGUCUGCCGGUGACACUCCUGCCCGUAGCUCAGGACCCAGGCACCUCACUCAACAUGGCUCUUCCCACUGUUUGCACCAAUA